CUGGAGAAUGCAUUCAAUCAAAUGAGGAGAUCUUCUUGAAACACUGGAUUCAUUUAUGCAUUGCAGUUUCUCCCCCUUUUUUCUGUCUAUCUCUGUCUCUCUAUUACCUCCCUCCUUGUGUCCCUCUCUUCUCCUUACUUCCUCUCUUUCUGGAUGCUGGCUGUUCAUCAAGUUGCAUUCUUCUAUGUUGUUCAUCUUUAUUGGAGAUUAGCAUCAUUCGGGAGCUCCCAGACAACUGAUUUUCAUUCCUUUUACCUCCUUCUUCAUCCUCACUUUGGAGUGCUAGGACCCAGGAGACACCCUUUCCAGCAGCAGGAGUUCUUUCACAUAGCAGUACAGUGCAAGGAAAACCCCAUUGGAUCUGUUAUUGCAGGAUACUUGUGAAAUAUACAUACCCUGCCUCUUCUUCUUCUUUUCUCUCCCCCUGGCUGCAUCUUGAAUAUGGAGAGAUCUUACAUGUAUAGUGGGGCUUUGCUUUGAAAAGGCUGUAGGCACAGGGAAGGGUUUUCUAAUCCCUGUUGGUGACAGACUUCUCUGGUGCUUUUUAAUUCCAGUUCUAUUUUUUAUGAUUAUUAUUAUUAUUAUUAUUCUCCUUUUUUUUUCAUUGGCACCUGGAUUGGAUCUUCUAUACUGAACAUAAGUGGCUACUUUGAGGUCUGCUAGAUGGAAUUAUCCUAUAUGGUGUGGAACUUGGCACUUGUGAAUGGGGAUCCUAUUGCUGCUUGCUAGCAGAAGAAAAAUACAUCUAUACAUUGCUAUUCAUAUAUCAAGGGAAUAAAAAAAAAAUAAAAAUAAAAUAAAAGGUGGAUCUGCUGACUAAGCAUUGUGAUGACCAGCUAUCACCUUGCUGACUGAUUCCAACAGCAGAAUAUUUUGGAAGAUCGUGCUGGAGACCUUUUAUUGGGAGUUGCAAGAUGAAAGCUCCUAUUCCACAUUUGCUCCUCUUUUACGUUACCCUGGCACAAAGCUUAAAAGUCGUUACCAAAAGAGGCUCUGCGGACGGAUGUACAGAUUGGUCAGUGGAUUACAAGAAAUAUCAGGUCUUAGUUGGUGAACCUGUUCGAAUAAAAUGUGCACUAUUUUAUGGAUACAUUAGAGCAAACUACACAUUGGCACAAAGUGCUGGACUCAGCUUGAUGUGGUAUAAAAGUACUGGGCCUGGAGAUUUUGAAGAGCCGAUUGCUUUCGAUGGAAUAAGGAUGAGCAAAGAAGAAGAUGCUAUUUGGUUUCGGCCUACUGUGACAGAAGACAGUGGUCUCUAUGCAUGCGUUAUAAGGAAUUCCACGUACUGCAUGAAAGUUUCUAUAUCCUUGGCAGUAGGGGACAAUGACACUGGAUUUUGCUAUAACUCCAAAAUGAAGUACUUCGAAAAAGCUGAACUUAGCAAAAGCAAAGAAAUCCUAUGCCCAGAAAUAGAAGAUUUCAUCAUGCCAUACAGGGAGCCAGAAAUCAAGUGGUACAAGGAAUGCAAAGCAAAGACCUGGAGGCCCAGUAUAAUAUUGAAAAGGGACACUCUAGUUAUCAGGGAAGUAAGAGAAGAUGACAUAGGGAAUUAUACCUGUGAACUGAAGUAUGGAAGUUUUCUAGUAAGAAGAACAACCGAAUUAACAGUAACAGCUCCACUGACCGAUAAACCACCAAAGUUAUUCCAACCUCUGGAAAACAAACUGACAAUCCAAGAAGCUCAGAUAGGCAGCUCGGCUAAUUUAACCUGCAGAGCCUUCUUUGGCUACAGUGGUGAUGUCAGCCCUUUAAUUUACUGGAUGAAAGGGGAAAAGUUUAUUGAAGAUUUGGAUGAGAAAAGAGUCAGAGAGAGCGAUAUCAGAGUUCUUAGGCAACAUCUUGGAGAGCAGGAGGUGUCGAUCUCUUUAAUAUUUGACUCAGUGGAAGAUGCAGAUUUAGGAAAUUACUCCUGCUAUGUUGAGAAUGGGAAUGGACGUAGACAUGCAAGUGUGCUCCUCCAUAAAAGAGAACUGAUGUACACAGUUGAACUUGCUGGAGGUCUUGGAGCCAUACUUCUAUUGCUUGUAUGUCUGGUUACCAUCUACAAGUGCUAUAAGAUAGAACUUAUGCUUUUCUACAGAAAUCACUUUGGUACAGAAGAACUUGAUGGAGAUAACAAGGAUUUCGAUGCAUAUUUGUCAUAUACAAAAGUAGACCCAGAUCAAUGGAACCAAGAGACUGGAGAAGAAGAGAGAUUUGCACUGGAAAUUCUACCUGAUAUGCUUGAAAAACACUAUGGUUAUAAACUGUUCAUACCCGACAGAGACUUAAUUCCAACAGGAACUUACAUUGAAGAUGUGGCAAGAUGUGUUGACCAAAGUAAAAGGCUCAUCAUUGUCAUGACUCCAACUUAUGUUGUAAGAAGGGGCUGGAGUAUAUUUGAAUUAGAAACCAGACUUCGGAAUAUGUUGAUCACUGGAGAAAUAAAAGUGAUACUGAUUGAGUGCAGUGAACUACGUGGAAUUAUGAAUUACCAAGAAGUGGAAACUCUGAAACACACCAUUAAGCUCCUAACUGUUAUCAAAUGGCAUGGGCCGAAAUGCAACAAGUUGAAUUCACAAUUCUGGAAACGUUUACAAUAUGAAAUGCCUUUUAAAAGAAUAGAACCCAUCACACAUGAGCAGGUUUUAGAUGUCAGUGAGCAGGGACCUUUCGGGGAACUGCAGACGGUCUCAGCGAUCUCCAUGGCUGCUGCCACUUCCACUGCCCUAGCCACUGCCCAUCCUGACAUACGUUCUACCUUUCAUAACACUUACCAUACACAAAUGCGGCAGAAACACUAUUAUAGAAGUUAUGAAUAUGAUGUACCUCCUACUGGCACCCUGCCUCUUACCUCAAUAGGUAAUCAGCAUACUUAUUGUAACAUACCUAUGACACUUAUUAAUGGACAGCGGCCACAAAUAAAAACAAACAGGGAGCAGCACCCAGAUGAAGCUCAUACAAACAGUGCUAUCUUGCCUCUUUUGCCAAGGGAGACAAGUAUAUCCAGUGUCAUCUGGUGACAGGAAUGGUAGGGGCCCAUCAGCCCCACACGAUGUAGUCGGAAGAGGAAAAUUGCAGUCUGGUGCCUGGAACUUCAUCCUUGACUGCUGCUGUUAAACAUGCAUUACAAUCGAAAACAAUUGAGGAAAAACAGGGUCUUGUACAUAUUUUUGCAAUUUAUUUGUAGCAUCAGUGUCUUCCUGUUUUACCCAUGUCUCUUGCCAUUACAUUUUUGACUUUGUUUUAUAUGUCAAUUAAAUUUGUCUAGUUAAAAUUUUUAAAGAAUAGACUGAUGUAUAGAUAGGAAAAAAAAUUCUUCCUUUGCUUUUAGUUUAGUUUUAGGGUUUUUGUUUUGUUUUUUAUUUUGUAAUUUCUCCUUUUACUGGAAUGCUUGGUCAACCUACUCGAUAAGGAGCAAUGUUCAUUUCUUGGCUUUUUUAGCAUUAUACAUUAAUGAUCUUCAUUGUCAAAAGAAGAAAGUACAGUAUGCAAGAUUCAAAGGACUCAUUUUUUAAGAUAACCAGCAGAGCUCACUUUGUAUUCCUUUUCCCAGCCAACCUGAUGGCAGCAUGCUUGGUUACACUACAAGAUGGUCUGAUUGUUUAUCUUUUAACUAACUAAAUGUCUGUCAAACAACAAGAUACCUGGUCUGUAUUUAUUGCUUUGCAGUAACAUAGAUCCUAAAAAGCAAUUUAAUGGAAAUUUUUUUUUUUUUUUUUUUUUUUAAACCACUAGUUUGGUUUGUUUUUGUUAAAGUUGCUUUCUAUAUACAUUUUUGGGAAGGGAGGGGAAAGUCAUCCAAAUGUAUUCUUCAUAUUUUUUCUCUAAUUUGAAAUAUGUCUUGAUAUGCUACAGUACUUUAGCCUGAAGCUACAUGCAUCGUUCAAGUUAUUUUUGUAUGGUGGAAUCCAUACCAAAGCUGAGGAAGACCUUGUUACUAUCACAGACUCCUGUAAUACCUUUCAAAUUGUUUUUGCCUUAUUGGUUUUCAUUUUUCAAGAAAUAUAACUUUAUCAGCUUAAAGGCAAUUUAAAUUAGAACUCAGGAGGUAAUGAACACCAGAUGUGAACGCCAACAUGCAUAAGCCUUUCCAACAGAUUUGCUGUUUAUAAAAUUAAUCAGACCUAAAAUGUUAAAUUCAUUUUAUUGAAUAAAGAAAACAUGUUUAUUUUUAAGAAAAAAGGCGUCUAUGUUUGAGAGGUGAUACAUGUGUGUUUUACAGUUAUUUCUAGGAAUGUGUAUGUUAUAUAGUGCUUUGACAUCACUUCUCAUCUAUCCACAAUUGUGUCUUUUCAGAAAGUUACUUGAUUUACAUUUUUGUUUAAAAAAACGAAAAAAAAAAAAAAAUAUUAGAAUAAACAGAUGACAAGAUCUGCCAGAAUUAUUAUUAUUAUUAUUAUUUUUUUUCACGGAAAUGAUGAUUAAAUACUGGAGAUGGAAUUUGGCAGAGGUUACAGUUUCUAAUGACUAACAUAUCCAAUGAUGUGGCUAUAUAAGCGUGUUAAUCCUUUUCCAGAGAGGAACUAAGAAUAUUCUCUUAUAAAUUGCAACAUGAUCAUUUAUGCUGUAUUUUC
Hyla sarda is the source of this 4559-nucleotide messenger RNA. RefSeq names its product interleukin 1 receptor accessory protein like 1 (gene IL1RAPL1). Gene Ontology annotation, biological process: negative regulation of exocytosis; signal transduction. Lineage: Eukaryota; Metazoa; Chordata; Amphibia; Anura; Hylidae. The record is from RefSeq and is a predicted model, not a curated record. The transcript has 11 exons. The coding region runs from base 915 to 3005 and encodes 696 amino acids.